AUGGCACAUAAGAAAUCGCUCGAAGCACUUGACCGAACUCUGCGAGAUUUUCGUGGAAAAGACCAACCGAUGGGAGGCGCUUUUAUACUUCUUGCAGGUGAUUUUCGUCAAACAUUACCCGUUAUACCACGAUCAACGCCUGCAGACGAGCUGAACGCGUGCUUAAAGGCAUCGCAUCUGUGGAACUAUGUCGAAAAAAUUACGCUCACAACAAAUAUGCGAGUGCAUUUGCUGCAAGAUACGUCUGCCCAAAUAUUUUCAAAGCAACUUUUAGAUAUCGGAAACGGUAAAGUUCAUAUUGAUCGCACAACAAAUGAGAUAUCAUUUCCGUCCAACUUUUGUCAAAUGCAGCAGAGCAUUCAAGACGUCAUCGACAGAGUAUUUCCGAACUUAACGAUCAACUACCGAAAUCCGGAAUGGCUCCGCGAACGUGCAAUUUUAGCUCCGAAGAACGAUGAUGUUAGUAAAUUAAACGGUCAAAUUCAAUUGAAAAUUCCAGGAGAAGCAGUCGAAUAUAAAUCGAUUGAUACAGUAAUGGACAAAGAUCAAGCUGUGAAUUACCCAACUGAAUUUCUUAAUUCUUUGGAGCCACCUGGAAUGCCUCCUCAUUCGUUGGCGUUAAAAGUUGGAUCACCAGUGAUGCUUAUUCGGAACUUGAACGCGCCGAAACUGUGCAACGGAACCAGAGUGAUAAUAAAAAAAUUAACACCGAAUUUGAUCGAGGCAACAACCAUCAGCGGUAAAUUCAAAGGCGAAGAUGUGCUGCUUCCACGUAUACCGAUGAUUUCCAACGAUUUACCGUUCGAAUUCAAGCGGCUUCAAUUCCCUUUGCGUCUUGCCUUUGCUAUAACUCUAAAUAAAGCACAAGGGCAAUCAUUAACUAUUGCGG
Messenger RNA from Rhagoletis zephyria (snowberry fruit fly), 889 nucleotides. RefSeq names its product ATP-dependent DNA helicase PIF1-like. The record is from RefSeq and is a predicted model, not a curated record. Gene Ontology annotation, molecular function: DNA helicase activity. Lineage: Eukaryota; Metazoa; Arthropoda; Insecta; Diptera; Tephritidae. Gene Ontology annotation, biological process: DNA repair; telomere maintenance.